GUCACUAGCCAUUCUCAGUUUCCUGAAGACACUUUUACCUCUCGUGCUCGAUUUCACCGCUCGCUUCCAACUUUACUACUCGCUCUUUGCUCUACGUGUGCGCUCUGUCCGCUCCGUUCGCUCCUCUCAGUUCUCAGCAAUCAUGUCAGGUCGCGGAAAGGCUGCUGGAAAGAAGGCCGUGAGCCGAUCAGCAAAGGCAGGACUUCAGUUUCCUGUGGGUCGUAUAGCCCGUUUCCUCAAGGCAGGCAAAUAUGCCACUCGAGUGGGUGCCGGUGCUCCAGUUUACCUCGCUGCAGUCCUCGAGUACCUAGCUGCUGAGGUUUUGGAGCUUGCCGGAAACGCAGCCAGAGACAACAAGAAGACUCGCAUCGUUCCGAGACACAUUCAACUGGCCGUGAGAAACGACGAGGAGCUCAGCAAACUUUUGGGAAUGGUGACCAUUGCAGCUGGUGGUGUUCUACCAAACAUUCACUCAGUCUUGCUUCCCAAGAAAUCUGCGGCUGACAAGGGCGAAACCCCAGAAGUAUAGUUCCUCUGGUUCUCUGAUUGAUACUACUUAGGCUCCCAAGCUGUACAUGCUAUUAGGAAUACAUCCAGUUCUGUUCCUUAGCUGAGAGUAAAUAAGUAAUAAUUGCUUCCUGUCAAGCUGUUCAGCGUACUUCCCUUGCUCCAUGUUGCACCAAUUUUGUUACCUAGUUUUGGAUACCGUAACAGAACAUA
This is a messenger RNA of Closterium sp. NIES-67, 720 nucleotides long. The record is from the annotation of a GenBank genome assembly. NCBI's taxonomy places the organism in Eukaryota, Viridiplantae, Streptophyta, Zygnematophyceae, Desmidiales, Closteriaceae.